UUGGUGCAUUGAAGGGCUACUAUCUAUUCGAGCACAGACAUGUCCAUAAGAGGUCAACACUCCCAAACGACGAGCAUCAUGAGAAACUCAAUCAGGAACCAAAGGUGUUGUGGGUUCAGCAACAGCAUGAGAAGCUUCGCUUCAAGCGAGAUUCCGGAAGUGGUCUUUCAUCUUCCGGAAGUGAUCUCUCAUCUUCCGGAGGUGAUGUUUCUAGCUUCAAUGAUCCAUCACAUCACCAGCACCAUCGCGUUGCUUCCGAAAUUCCAAACAUUUUCCCAGACCCACUGUAUAAGGAGCAAUGGUAUUUGAACGGUGGAGCAAAAGAUGGCUACGAUAUGAACAUAGCUCAUGCCUGGAAGAAGGGUUACACCGGCAAAGGAGUUGUUGUCUCUAUCCUUGAUGAUGGAAUCCAGACUAAUCACCCGGACUUGUCUCUCAAUUACGACGCGUUGGCCAGCACAGACAUCAACGACAACGACAACGACCCGACACCACGCGACAACGGAGACAACAAACACGGCACCCGUUGUGCGGGCGAAGUGGCCGCGGUGGCUUUCAACCAGUACUGCGGCAUUGGGAUCGCCUACAACGCCAGCAUUGGAGGAGUGAGAAUGUUGGAUGGGACAGUGAAUGACGCAGUGGAAGCGAGGGCGCUGGGUUUGAAUCCGGACCACAUUGACAUCUACAGCGCGUCCUGGGGACCUGAGGAUGACGGCAAAACCGUGGAUGGACCAGGACCACUGGCCAGGAGGGCGUUCAUCAAUGGAGUCACUGCUGGAAGAAAGGGCAAAGGAUCUAUAUUUGUGUGGGCAUCUGGAAAUGGAGGUCGACACGCUGACUCCUGCAAUUGUGACGGAUAUACCAACAGCAUUUUCACUCUCUCAAUCUCCAGUGCUACACAAGGAGGAUACAAACCGUGGUAUUUAGAGGAGUGUUCCUCGACAUUGGCCACCACAUACAGUUCCGGAACACCGGGACAUGACAAGAGUAUUGCCUCGGCUGAUAUGGACGGCAAGCUGCGACCAGAUCAUAUAUGCACAGUUGAGCAUACAGGAACGUCGGCGUCAGCGCCCCUAGCGGCAGGAAUGUGCGCACUAGCAUUGGAAGCCAACCCUGAACUAACCUGGCGUGACAUGCAGUUCAUUGUGGUUCUAACCUCAAAAGCGGCGCCUCUCGAGAAGGAGAACGGCUGGAUUACAAAUGGAAUCAAAAGAAAAGUUUCGCACAAGUUCGGCUACGGUCUGAUGGACGGGGAGGCAAUGGUGUCGCUGGCCGAGCAGUGGAGUCCGGUGCCACCUCAGCACAUCUGCAAGUCGCAGCAGAUCAACGAGGAGCGACCGAUCGAAGCCGCAUACGGCUCACUGCUAGCAGUUUCCAUGGAAGUCAACGCAUGCUCUGGAACUCUCAACGAGGUCCGCUUCCUCGAACACGUCCAGUGCAAGAUAUCGCUCAGGUUUUUCCCGCGCGGCAACCUGCGCAUAACACUGACGUCACCAAUGGGCACCACCUCGACGCUGCUAUUCGGGCGACCACGUGACGUGGCGUCGUCCAACUUCGACGAUUGGCCAUUCUUGAGCGUGCACUUCUGGGGCGAGAAGGUAGAAGGUCGCUGGACGCUGCAGAUCUACAACGCAGGCAAUCGGCACGUCAAUCGACCUGGUAUUUUGCAGAAGUGGCAGCUGAUCUUCUACGGCACCGCAACGAAUCCGAUACGACUUCGGUCGCCGUCGCAACGCUCGCAGCAGCAGACGACGACGAAAUUCUUGUUUCCGUCAGCCGUAUACCGGAACCUACCCAACAUCUUCACUGACUCAGACCCACCGUCAGGUGCCGCUGUAGGAGAGUCAAUGAGUAGCGCGACGGGCAACCAGCAGGACAAUGACGUCACUCACGUACUGCACAACUGUGACCCAGAAUGUGACCCACAGGGCUGCUACGGGAAGGGAGCCACACAGUGUGUCGCCUGCAAGCACUAUCGCUUAGACAACACGUGUGUGAGCAGAUGUCCGCCGCGCAGCUUCGCGAACCAGGAUGGCGUAUGCUGGCCUUGUCACGAGUCGUGUGAGACGUGUGCAGGCGCCGGCCUUGAUUCAUGCCUCACGUGUGCUCCGGCCCACCUCAGAGUCACUGACCUCGCCGUCUGUCUGCAGAUCUGUCCUGACGGCUACUAUGAAAACACGGAGCAGGGCACUUGUAUACCUUGCGAGCCGAACUGCGCCAGUUGCCAGGACAGGGCGGACCACUGCUCCACCUGCGAACACCACCUCGUCAUAUUUGAGAACAGGUGCUAUGCCGCCUGCCCGCUUUACACCUACGAGACCGACGAUUACAGAUGUGUGGCAUGCCACUCGUCGUGCGAGACAUGCAGUGGCGACGGAGUGGCGCAAUGUGUAACCUGCCGCAGUGGCCGUCUGUUCCUGGACGGCACGUGUCAUGCAGUGUGUCCCGACGGCUACUAUGGCGACAAAAAGCGACGAGAGUGCAUGACGUGCCCGCGUGGCUGCUCCACCUGCAACUCGGCCACGUGUCUCACGUGUCACGCCGGCUACACGCUCGACAAGAAGGCGCGCUGUGUCAAACAGGGCACUGCUCGAUGUGCGCCUUCGGAAUACUAUGGUGAGACCCGGUGCGAGACGUGCCACGCGACCUGCAACACGUGUGACGGCUCUCUGGCGGGAGACUGCCUCACUUGCGCAAGUCCGCUGCUGCUGGAGAACGCCACCUGUGUCGCAGUGUGUUCGCGCGGCUUCUACGCUGAUCCGACGCGUGCCGUGUGUGUGCCGUGUCUGCACGCGUGCACCCAGUGUGUGUCACGCAUCAACUGCACCGCCUGUCAACCGGGACUCCAUCUGCAGAGUGGACAGUGCCGUGCUACUUGCGCCAAUGGGUACUACAACGACGUGGGCACGUGCAGCAAGUGUUAUCUGUCGUGCAUGACGUGCAGUGGGCCGCGACGUGACCAAUGUGUCACGUGUCCUCAGGGCUGGCAGUUGGCGGCCGGUGAGUGUCACCCCGAGUGCCCACAGGGCUUCUUCAUGUCUCAAUAUGGCUGUCAGAAGUGCCAUCACUACUGUCACACCUGCAAGGGGGAGGGCCCACUACAGUGCACAUCUUGCCCGCCGCAGUCGAUGUUGGAUGGAGGCUUGUGCCAGGCAUGCCUUGGCUCGCAGUACUACGACCCGCCCACGCAGCUGUGCAAAGCCUGUGACAGCGGCUGCAAGACUUGCUCUGGUGCCGGGCCUUUCUCCUGUCUGUCCUGCACCUUCCCGCUGCAUCUCGACAAACUCAACAACCAGUGUGUGCCCUGCUGCACCCGCCAAAGCCAGCAGAACUGCUGCUCCUGCGACAAGGACACUGGUGAAUGUCACAACUCAUCACCAGCUGGGAAGAGACGCAUCACUGUGGAGCAUGAUAUCGAUGAAAUCCAACUGCAAGCGACCAGUUUGAGAGGAGAGAUGCCACUUCAGUCAAAUUCGCCCUCCACUUCUUUCUCAUCAGGGUUUUCUCUCACACAGCAGCUGACCAGUGGCAAUGCAAUAGUCGUUUUAUGCGCCUGCACACUCAUUCUGAUGGUCGCCAUUGUUGUCAGUGUACAGUUAAAAUCAGAGUCACCAGGCAAGGGCUACUCAAAAAUUCCACUGCGCAUACAUAAGGAAGGAGAUGACUGCCCUAGCAAGCUGCAGACCGACCAGAAGAAAGCAUUGAUUGACGAAGAAACAAGCUGUGCGAGUGAGAGGGAGGAUCUUCUAUCCAACAAUGUUCGCUUCAGUCCCAACCAACGAUGAACAACAACAACCAGACUUGAAUUUAGGUUAGGUUUGUAUCGAAAAAAGUGAGAAACUAUUAUUUUUACGUAACAUUCCAAUGUUGAGAUUUCGAAAAAUCUAAAUUUCUGAGAUUUCGAAAAAUCUAAAUUUCUAUUUUUCAAAAACCGAACCUCCUCUCUUUCUCAAGGAAGGAAGUCCAA
Nilaparvata lugens (brown planthopper) is the source of this 3967-nucleotide messenger RNA. RefSeq names its product furin-like protease 2. Gene Ontology annotation, molecular function: serine-type endopeptidase activity. Gene Ontology annotation, cellular component: trans-Golgi network; Golgi membrane. Gene Ontology annotation, biological process: protein processing. Lineage: Eukaryota; Metazoa; Arthropoda; Insecta; Hemiptera; Delphacidae. Bases 336 to 3785 code for a protein of 1149 amino acids. The transcript has 20 exons. The record is from RefSeq and is a predicted model, not a curated record.